This is a messenger RNA of Paramecium tetraurelia, 1110 nucleotides long. RefSeq lists its product as uncharacterized. Gene Ontology annotation, biological process: protein phosphorylation; signal transduction. NCBI's taxonomy places the organism in Eukaryota, Ciliophora, Oligohymenophorea, Peniculida, Parameciidae. Gene Ontology annotation, molecular function: ATP binding; protein serine/threonine kinase activity. Gene Ontology annotation, cellular component: cytoplasm. The record is from RefSeq and is a predicted model, not a curated record. The transcript is spliced from 7 exons.
AAAUUAGUGAAAUUAAUGAUAAAGAAAUAACCAACAAAACAAGCCACUAGGAUGCAAACCUAAGCUAAUGAUUAAUAAGAAGUUAUAGCACAAAGUCAACAGGCAGCUAAAUACACUUUAAAUUAAAUUGUCGGUAAUGGAACAUUUGGAAUGGUUUAUUUGGCAACAAACAGUUAGAGCAACGAAAAGGUGGCGAUUAAAAAGGUGUUUCAAGACAAAAGAUAUAAGAAUAGGGAACACUUGAUAAUUUAGGAGUUGAAUCAUCCCUGUGUUAUAAAAUUGAAGGAAGCCUUUUUCACCCAAGGAGACAAGGGCGAUGACGUGUAUUUGAAUUUGGUCAUGGAUUACAUUCCUGAUACGCUGAGCAAGGUUAUUAGAUAUUACAAAAAGGCAAAACAACCAUUUCCUGCUGUUCUAUUAAAAAUUUAUAGUUACUAGAUGUUUCGAGCAUUAGCCUAUUUAGAAGGGAUUGGCAUUUGCCAUCGAGAUAUAAAACCAUAGAAUAUUCUUGUGGAUCCGAAUUCGCAUGUUUUGAAAAUAUGCGAUUUCGGAUCAGCCAAAAGACUGCAGAAGGGUGAGCCAAAUGUGGCUUACAUAUGUUCACGUUAUUAUAGAGCCCCCGAAUUGAUAUUCGGAGCCACAGAAUACAGCACAGCGAUAGACACUUGGUCGAUUGGUUGUGUGAUAGCUGAGAUGCUGAUUGGAGAACCUUUGUUCCCUGGAGAAAGUGCCACUGAUUAACUGGUCGAGAUCAUCAAAAUAUUGGGCACUCCCACUGUUGAGCAGGUCAAACAGAUGAACCCUAUGCACAAGGAAUUUAAAUUCCCUCAGAUCAAGAAUCACCCAUGGAAUAAAGUGUUCCAGAAGUUCAAGCCUGAUCCGUUGUUUGUCGAUUUGAUAUCGAAAAUAAUGUUGUAUCCUCCCAGAGAGAGGUUGAGACCAUUGGAGGCGUUGUCUCAUCCAUUUUUCAAUGAAAUAAGAGACGAAAAGUUUGGAAUCCCUAAUGUAAAGUUACCAAACUUUUUUGAUUUCACCAAAGAGGAAUUGGGAAUACAGCCUGAAAUAGCAUUUAAAUUAACUCCGUAGUGGUAUUAGUAAAAGAGGAUAUGA